AUGAAAAAUCCUUCCAUACCUGUUAGAAGGUCUCUUAGAAAGAAAAAAGAAAAAGACCCACCAAUUAAUUUACUCCAUGCCCCAGUGCCAUUAAAACCUCAGGCUCACCUGACCGUUGAACAAGAAGAACAUCUGAAGAAACAAACCUUGCUGUUCGCUGAUUAUACAAGAUUGCGCCAGGAAUAUAAAAUUAGCCACAGAAAUCAUAUAAUUCUGAGAAGAGUUGUGGCAGACCCUGCAAUUCCAUGAGAAUUUAUGCAAUACCCAUUGCUUAUAUUAAUAUCAGAAACCACACAAGAAAUGAUGUUCAAUGAUUUUGAAAUUAUCGUCUGAAAUAUUUACUUAAAAAGAUUUGCCUGGACUCAAGCUGCUUUACCUCUGAAAAUUAUUCUUUUUAUUACAGCUUAUGCUAUAAAAGCUUAUCUAAACGACUCAAUGGACCUGUUUUUUGCUUAUUUAUCAAUAAAGUUCCCUCAGUUUUCGCGCGCUUAUCAUUAUUGGCUUGAUAAGAACAAAAAUCAUCUGAAAAUCAGGCUUCAAGAUAUAAACGACAGCUUUAGGGUUUUAACAAAACCUGCUAUAGAAUUAAAGGACGAGGAACUGACAAAUUAUAAUUAUUAUGUGGAUGAUAUCCUUGACAUGGCUCCUCCAUAUCAGCAUGAAACAGAAGGGGCCCCAGAAGUAAAAAUCCCUAGUAGCAUUCACAGUUCAUUUUUUGAAGAAUCUGUGAUGUCGUCAACUACUUCAUGUCUGCCUGAGAAUUUUGAAGCAAAAGAAGCAAAUAGUGAAGAAGAGCCAGAAGAAAUGCAAGAUAAUCCACUACUAAAAAGGCUAGAUUCAAUGCUGAUACCAAAUAGCAACUUGGAAGAAUACUCUAUUAUGAAAAGCACUAUGAGCGUUAUGUCGGUUGGAAGUGUUGGAGGACUUGGAAACUCAUGAAUGUUUGAACAUCUUGGGGAAUCUGGGUUCAGACCUAUAGAACAUAAGGAUACACUUAAUGUGCCGGUCAAAAAUGAAAGCUUUUUGUUUACUUCUUACUGAAGUAGCCAAAACACAAAUUAA
Molecule: messenger RNA, 1062 nt
Organism: Blepharisma stoltei
Lineage: Eukaryota; Ciliophora; Heterotrichea; Heterotrichida; Blepharismidae
Source: the annotation of a GenBank genome assembly